AUUUUGUUGCGAUAUUUGAAUAUAUGUCGCCCAAAGUGUUAGCUCGAGAUAUGUCCGAAAGGUCUUAUAUUAUUGAAUGCCUUUCGCCAAUAUUUCGUUCUUUUAGAAAUGCAUUUCCCGAAGUUAGAUACGAGUGGAUCGAGAAAGAUGUCAAAUCUUUAAAGGAAGCUGGCAAUAUGUUUGCAGUCAACGUAAGGGCUCGGAAAACUGAUCUGUUGGUUAUGAGGCUGUCUGAUGGCAAGGAAAUUUUACAUAUCGAAGUGUCUGGGCCACCUUACAAACCAGAAAAUAAACAUACAGUUGGAGACGCAAAAAAAUUACUCGUGAUGGCC
Molecule: messenger RNA, 332 nt
Organism: Dentiscutata erythropus
Lineage: Eukaryota; Fungi; Glomeromycota; Glomeromycetes; Diversisporales; Gigasporaceae
Source: the annotation of a GenBank genome assembly